Branchiostoma floridae (Florida lancelet) is the source of this 1665-nucleotide messenger RNA. Its product is annotated as crystal protein-like. The transcript has a single exon. The coding region runs from base 1 to 1665 and encodes 554 amino acids. The record is from RefSeq and is a predicted model, not a curated record. NCBI's taxonomy places the organism in Eukaryota, Metazoa, Chordata, Leptocardii, Amphioxiformes, Branchiostomatidae.
AUGUCUAGCUUCUCCGUUCCCCAGAUUGUUGUCUUGUUCUCGGUUGUGGCGGGGAUGUCCGCCUCAGACCACGGUCCUAUCUUCCACACGCAGUACGGAGACGUGCGGGGCGUGUACAUAGAGGAAGGUGCCAUCGUCCUCGGCCUACCCUUCGGACAACCCCCGGUUGGCGAGCUCCGCUGGAAACCUCCGAAGCCGUUUACGGGAUCGUGGGCACCUCACAUCCGCGACGGCAGCGUACCGGGCCCGGCAUGUCCACAGGUCGGCUGCGGCCCGGACGAUGAAGACCCUAAAUUCGUCUGUCCCCGAGACGGCAAACUCAGCGAGGACUGUCUGUAUCUGAACAUCUUUACUCCACGCACUGUCUUGACGAACUCUACCGUAAGACUACCCGUUAUGGUCUGGCUUCAUGGUGGUAAUUACAACUCAGAAAGCGGUUCUGGCCUUUCUUACGACGGUCGCUUUCUGGCCAAUAAAACAAACACCGUUGUCGUCACAACCAACUAUAGACUCGGGGCUCUGGGUUUCCUGGUGGCCGGCGAGGGGGAAGACGCCCCGACAGGUAACUACGGAACAAUGGAUCAGAUCCAGGCUUUAAAGUGGGUACAGGAAAACAUCGGUGAUUUCGGUGGAGACAAAAACCACGUCACCAUUUUCGGACAGAGUGCAGGGUCCGAUUCAGUCGGUAUUCACGUGACGUAUAACGGUUCUGCCGACUUGUUCGAAAAGGGCAUCAUGUCGAGCGUGCCUUUCACCAUCUAUCACAAGUCUCGUGCCGACGCCGUGCGACUCGGAAACCGCUUCGCCGAACUGCUGAACUGCUCGGCCGGCGACGUCAAGUGUAUCCGUUCCAAAACCACAGACGAACUUGUACAAGCACAAGAUAAGAUAGGCACCUUCGUAGCCAACCCGUUUCGUCUCUUUGAGGUGUUUGAGCAAUGGGGACCCCACUUUGACGGCGAUAUUCUAACCGAAGAACUUGUUGACAAAUUUGCUAAAGGACAGUUUCAGAAGAAACCGUUUAUCAUAGGAACAGUAAGUGAAGAAGCUGUACUCUACAUAUAUGGGGCGCUUGGAGGCAAAGUUUCAAAACUUGAACUGGACGGCAUUGCCGUAGCCUUUGCGCAUUUGAAGGCAGACCAGGCCCUUCGUGAAUAUGACCCGCCACCAUCCUCAGACUAUCGGUCUGUCUUAUCCGUGGCUGUGACGGACUGGGUCUGGGCCUGUCCAACCCGUAACGUCAUACGGAACGCCAUCGCCGGUGGAGAAUCCGACGUCUGGCUCUACGUCUUCGACCACGUUUUGUCUAUCAAACAAGCCUGGGGCAACUCUACAUGUAUUAGCCACGUCUGUCAUGGCACCGACGUUCCGAUUGUCUUUCAAACCGCACCGCUGGCAAACCUCAGUCUGACCGCCGACGAACAGGUCCUGGCCGACACCAUCGCCUACCACUACGGGAACUUUGCGCACACAGGAGACCCAAACAAACCUAACGAACAUCUCCCCCCUCCCAACUUCAACAUACCAGAUAACGUGAACUGGCCAAAGUACAACAAGGACAACCAGUUUCCUAUCCUGAACAUGACGACUCCACACAACACUCUGAUGCACGACUAUCGGAAGGACAAGUGCGACUUUUGGGACAGAGAAGACAUUUACACCUGA